Acanthosepion pharaonis is the source of this 2076-nucleotide messenger RNA. Lineage: Eukaryota; Metazoa; Mollusca; Cephalopoda; Sepiida; Sepiidae. The record is from the annotation of a GenBank genome assembly.
AUGCAAUCCUUUUCCCCAGACGAAUCAUUGCAUGUCUCUUGGAUACAGAUAUUGAAGUCUUGGUUAAAGAAACGAGGUCCAGAGUUCACUCAUUACACAUUCCCAGCAUAUUCCAUUAGUUGCAGCCCUUGUGAAACAAGAUUUUGUGGGGUGUUUUUUUUUUUUUUUUAUUCAUUCGUUCAUUGUUCGCUUUUGCCUCGCUAUCAUUACAAGUUCACGCUCUCUUUCCUAUCUCACCUUUUUUCCUAUUUAUACUGCUUUACCUCACUCCUCUUUCUUUCUUUCUUGCUUUCUUUCUUUCUUACCUUUUUCCUAUUUAUACUGCUUUACCUCACUCCUCUUUCUUUCUUUCUUGCUUUCUUUCUUUCUCACUUUUUACCUUUUCUGUUCCCCUCUUUGUUUAUUUUCUUUUUCUCUCAUUCUUUCUCGUUCCUUCCCACAUUUACACUCUUUAUUUUUUCUUUAUUUCGAAUUCUUUCAUUUCUACUGUUUUCCAUUAUUACUUUCCCUCCUGAUUCCUUCCAUACUUCCUUCCUUCCUUCCUUCCUUCCUUUCUUUCUUUCUUUCUUUCUUUCUUUCUUUCUUUCUUUCUUUCUUUCUUCCUUCCUUCCUUUCUUUCUUUUUUCUUUCUCAUUCUUUUUAGUCCCCCACCUCUUCCUUUAUUUUCGUUUUUCUCACUAUUUCGUUUCUAUAGUUUUUCAUUACUCGUUCUUUCCUGCAUUCUUUCUUUCUUUCUCACCUUUUUUUUCCAUAUUUAUACCGCUUUACCUCACUCCUCUUUCUUUCAUUCUUUCUUUCUUUCUCACCUUUUACCUUUUCUGUUCCCCUCUUUGGUUAUUUUCUUUUUUCUCAUUCUUUCUCGUUCCUUCCCACAUUUACACUAUUUCUUUAUUUUUUCUUUAUUUCGAAUUCUUUCAUUUCUACUGUUUUCCAUUAUUACUUUCCCUCCUGAUUCCUUCCAUCCUUUCUUUCUUUCUUUCUUUCUUUCUUUCUUUCUUUCUUUCUUUCUCGCCUUUUAGUUUUUCAGUUUCCCCUACUUCCAUAUUCUUCUUUAUUUCUCAUUCUUUUGUUUUUAUUUUCAUUAUUCUUUCUUUUCCGAGUAAUUUUUCUUUCAUUCUCUGUAUCUUUUUUGAUUAUCCAAUACAAAUUUCCUCCAUGGUUACUUUCUUUCUUUCUUUCUUUCUUUCUUUCUUUCUUUCUUUCUUUCUUUCUUUCUUUUUAGUCCCCCCUCUUUCCUUAUUUUCGUUUUUCUCACUCUUUCGUUUCUAUAGUUUUUCAUUACUCGUUCUUUUCUGCAUUAUUUCUUUCUUUCUCACCUUUUUUUUCUCCAUAUUUAUACUGCUUUACCUCACUCCUCUUUCUUUCUUUCUUUUUUCUCAACUUUUACCUUUUCUGUUCCCCUCUUUGUUUAUUUUCUUUUUUUCUCAUUCUUUCCUCAUUUUUCUCUCUCUUCUUUGCUUAUUUUCAUGCUUCUCGUUCUUUUUUUCUUUUUUUUGUUAUUCAUUACUCGUUCAUUCCUUCAUUUUUUCUUUCUUUCUUUCUUUCUUUCUUUCUUUUCUCAUUCUUUUCUUCUCUCCUCUUUCCUUAUUUUCUUUAUUCUCAUUCUUUCGUUUUUAUUGUUUUUCAUUACUCGUUCUUUGCUGCAUUAUUUUCUUUCUUUCUUUUUUCUUUCUUUCUUUCUUUCUUUCUUUCUUUCUUUCUUUCUCUCUUUCUUUCUGUUUGUCUGACUGCCUGUGUGAUUUUCUUUUAUGCACGUCUCUUUCUUUUUUUCUUUCUGUUUGCUUGGCUCUCAUCGUUUCUUUCUUUAAUUCUUUCUAUUAUUUUUUUCUUUCUGUCUUGUAUGGUUUUCGUUUUUUGUCCGUCACUUUCUUUCUUUCUUUCUUCCUUUCUUUCUUUCUUUCUUUCUUUCUCCUCUUUCAAUUUCAAGAUUCCAUUUUUUCCCAUUCUUUCUUUUCCUUACUUUUUCAUUACUCUUUCUUUUCCUCACGAUUUCUUUCCUUCAUUCUUCCCUUAUUUUAUUUUUUUACUUUUUGCUUUUUAAGUUUUCACUCAUUCUUUAUUUUUCUUUCUUUCUAA